This is a messenger RNA of Doryrhamphus excisus (bluestripe pipefish), 2416 nucleotides long. It is a transcript of the gene prrt2, whose product is annotated as proline-rich transmembrane protein 2. Gene Ontology annotation, cellular component: membrane. The record is from RefSeq and is a predicted model, not a curated record. Lineage: Eukaryota; Metazoa; Chordata; Actinopteri; Syngnathiformes; Syngnathidae.
UCCUCCAUAUGUCCAUCCUCAUCCUCUCGCUCUCGAACUCGUCCACACAGACACGCAUGCCCUCCUCUCGGAUCCACACAAACAACAACGAAGCCAUUUUUGUGUUGCUAAAAAGAGGGAUGUUGUCAUUAGACACGCUGUGUUGACGAGUCGCCGGAUUCAAUACGAAAGGUGCAACCAGCAAAGCAUUGUGGGUGUAUUCAUUAGAAUUUUGGGAAUAGGCGUGAUCCUCUAUGGAUGUCAACAUGAUGACCGGAUCGUCUCCGUCUGUUUGGCCCGGAGAGGAGCGACCAUCCUUGCUGGAUCAGGAGGACCCGGAGCUGAGCCAUGCCUCCAUCGCAAUGCCGUGCCCCCCCCUCGGAGUCGGGGAGCAGCUCCUGUGUGGCGGAGGCAGCGGUAACCCGGUCGACAUCAAGCCACCUCGCAGCAUCUCCAAAGGCGAGCUCGUUAUCGUAAUUAAUGAGAAGCUGAAAAGUAACGGUGCCCACACGUCGGAGAGCACCUCCUCCCCCGUCAUCUCCUCGCCACCCAGACGGCAACACUCCAUCUCCUACCCCCAUCAGGGCAAGACCAGGAAGGGCAGUCGGGCAGGCUCCAUCGGCUACACCGCCUUCUCCCCCAGGCCGUCGUUGUCACGCCACUCCAGCAUCGCCACCAACCCCCCGUUGGACCGUACCAAGGUGAAAGACUACCUCCUGCUCUCCGUGCUGGCUUGCUUCUGCCCCGUGUGGCCCAUCAACAUUGUGGGAUUUGUGUACUCCAUCAUGUCUAAAAACAGUCUUGAGCAAGGCAACCUGGACGGCGCUGUGCGUCUGGGCCGCGUGGCGAAGAUGCUGUCCGUGGUCUCCCUGGUGGGAGGGACCAUCAUUAUCAUCGCCUGCAUUGUCAACCUGGCCAUCAAUGUGAAAACCUGACUUUUCAUCCCGGGAUAAAACGGGAUAAGGCAGCUGCAUCCCGACUGGCCCUCCCCUGCACCGCCUGUCUUUUUCCCACCUUAGUUGUUACCUGGAUGUGUGACUUUAAGAAAAUACUCAAAACGCAGCCACUGAUAUCUAUAUUCUUUUUUUUUUGCUCAUGGAAAUGUUAUGCAAAAUGCUGCUGAGUCACAAAAAAAGGGGGGGGGGGGCGGAAAGGCGGGGUGGGGAGGUUAAGUCUUGAAGGAGGAUGGAGACAGACUGGUCUCUUUUUCUGGACGUGGACUCAAAGCCGACAAGGAGAAUCCUUUUCACUGCAUCCAACACGCCGUCAUCUCAAAUCCCCCACUGAGAUACUCCACCAGCCCCCCCCCCACCUCCUCCCCCUUUCAUCCUUUUCGGAGAAACGCUCUCUAUCACCUUGUUGAGACUGCCGUUCUCCUGCCUGAGGAUGAAAGAGAAGCUUACAGAGGAGAAGCCACGGAUGGUAAAAAUGGAUUACGGAAGAAACAUGUGCCAAAAACUAAUGGGGGUUCGUGGGUGGGGGGGUGGGGGGUGUUUUUUUUUUUUUAAAUCCCAAGCCUCAAUCGUUACAGGGUGAGAAGAUGCCACAACGUUCCCAAAGCUCUCAUCAUCCAAGCACUGUGAGUCCUAGGAAGGAAACUGUAGCAACAGGACACAACAUUAGGUACACCGAAAACGACACCCAAAGCAAGAAUUGCAUCAUGUUUAAUAUUGUGGUUGUGGGCUUUUCCUGGGAUUGUGGUUUUGGUUGCUUAUGAGAGGUGAGGCGCGGAGGCGCAGAGGCGCCCCAGGAGUGGUAUAGGAUGUAAUUGAACGUGAAAAUUUGGGGGAUUUAACGUUCAAAAUUUGGCAGUCACGGGGCGGCCUACAGGUUUUUUGAUAUGUGUGUGUGUGUGUGUGUGUGUGCAUGUGUGUGUGUGUGUGUGAGAAACAAAAGCUGCAGUAAAAGUCAUGGCUUCUGUUUUGAUGCUGCUGCUCGGUGACAAGGUAGCGCUUUUUAUGAAUUAAAAAACACCCUGGAGGCGGGGGGGGGGGGGGUUGUCUGUUAACCAAACCUGCACUAGCUUUGCUGUGGAUUUCUACCAGCUGCUCCCGUGUGCCCUGUUUGAGAUCUUUACUUGUGAUUCUCACUGUGAUCCCCAAACAACAAUAACAGGCUCUUUUUUCUUCUAAUGUAUAUUUCAAUAUUUCAACUAGUAAUCAUGAGUUGAUGUAUUCUACUGAUAUAAUAAUAAUCCUCAAUAUGGUGACAUAUGAGUUCAGUAGUUGAUCUGAUGUAGACACACAGGCCUUCCUUUUAGCACCCGGGCUAUUCUAUUAUUCUAUUAUUAUUAUUGUUAUGAUGAUGAUUAUGAUUAUAUUUGUGGUGAAAGGCAUGCUAUGGGUUUUUAAUUCAUGUAUAAACCAUAUGAGUUAGCACUUUGGAUAUUGUAUUUCUGCAGUACAUUUAUAAUAAAGACACAAUGCAUGCAGUGUGA